This is a messenger RNA of Arabis nemorensis, 282 nucleotides long. Lineage: Eukaryota; Viridiplantae; Streptophyta; Magnoliopsida; Brassicales; Brassicaceae. The record is from the annotation of a GenBank genome assembly.
AUGUAUAUUCGUGUGAAGCGCAUGAAAACCACUUACUUUAUCCAAUGCGAUCCAACAGAGACUGUUUUAGAUGUUAAGCAAAAACUGUUUGCUCUCAUUGAGCAACCAGUUAGCAAUCAGCGUCUGGUCUUAAUGUCUACCGAGGAAGUAUUAGAGGAUUCGAAAUCUUUAGCGGAUCAAAAGGUUGAGAAUGAUGCAGUUGUGGCUCUGACUUUGAGGAAAGAUGAUAACGAGUUUGAGGAUGUCAACAUUGCACAGCCCACCGACUUCUCAAUCUCAUGA